Neurospora tetraspora is the source of this 1593-nucleotide messenger RNA. RefSeq names its product FYVE zinc finger-domain-containing protein. The coding region runs from base 1 to 1593 and encodes 530 amino acids. The transcript is spliced from 3 exons. The record is from RefSeq and is a predicted model, not a curated record. Gene Ontology annotation, molecular function: metal ion binding. Lineage: Eukaryota; Fungi; Ascomycota; Sordariomycetes; Sordariales; Sordariaceae. Gene Ontology annotation, biological process: protein ubiquitination.
AUGGCUACCCGUGAUGCCCCCGGUUCCUCCCGGGACACAGUUAUAAACAUUAGCAGCGAUUCAAAUUCCGAUUCGCCCUAUGGCCGAAGCCGUCAUCCUACUGUUAACGCACCGCUGCCAAUAUGCCAAUGGCGGAACUCGACCUUUCACGAUCAGGAAUGCUCCCGCUACUUUGACUGCCCUACACACAUGGUGGAGCGAGUGAUAUCGGACGGCGAAUCGGAGGAUGAUGAGGAAGGUAGGGCACGCCUAGAUCAACCAGACGAAUCCGACGAGGAACACUCACAACCUGGGGAUGUGUCUCCUCUGAGCGAGAGCGAGGAUGAGGGAGGUGUGGUCAUGUCCAGCCCGGAUGCUUCUCGGGGUGUUUCACCUUUGCCGAGCCCGGCAAGAGGCGGGCAUGAAACAGGGCCGUUGGCGGGAACAGACUAUCCUCCCAUACCGGGGGAACAACCGGGGGACGACACAUUGCCAGCCAACACUGGGAAUUUACCUACAACACCGCUCGUGGGGUCGGCCGAAAACCCAAUCACCCUCGAUGAUUCCCCUGUGCAAACAAGAGGCCAGCCACUGCUUGGGUAUUUUGCACAGCGUGCUACAAGUACCGACGAGUAUGGGUCAGGGACGGCAACCACGCCGAGCCCUGGACCCUCGCGUGGCGGUGUACCAUCGAGACUGCGCGAGGUAUUCGAAAAUCCACCAACUCCCACCACAGAUCUUUCACCAAGGUUGGUACGAGGUCUGUCUCAACAACCACCUCCGGCACAGCGCAGGGUGUUGGAGGAGAUAGUGCUGCCCCGGUGGCAGCCAGAUGCCGAGGUGACCUACUGUCCCAUUUGCCAUACUCAGUUCAGCAUAUUUGUUAGGAAGCAUCAUUGCAGAAAAUGCGGGCGCGUCGUGUGUAAUUCGUGCUCGCCCCAUAGAAUCACAAUCCCGUACCAGUAUAUCGUACAGCCGGCCGGCACACCCCGUCUAGCUCCGAGGUACCCGGGCUCGUUUUUAGGUGGAGACCCGCGAUCCCCAGACUUCAGUGCCCUCGGCGGCGGCGAGCGGGUCAGGUUAUGCAACCCCUGUGUUCCAGAUCCCAACACGGCUCCGCCGCAAACGCAAGCCCAGGGGUCAAGCCAUUCGAGGUCUCACAGCAACGUCGCCGGUGGAUCUGGGGGCAGUGGCAGUGAGGCCGCCUCGCCCGGAUACAACAACAGAUGGAGCUCGUAUUUCGGGCCGUCGAGCCCAUCCGAUGGGCAGUCCAGACAUAGAAGUGUAACUCUGGUUCCCGCAUCAUGUCCGGCACCCCGCCGGUAUACUACCAGUCCGGCUCCUCUGCCCAUUCUCACCCGUAUCGUGGGCCAACAUCACAACAACGGUACCGGUCUCUACUUGAUAUCGGUGAGCGGCCUGGACCAUCGGCUGGACCGUCCUCAUCAUCCAGCCCCGACAUCAACCGCCGUCUACCUCCCACUCCACGAUCACACAACCACCACCAUCAUCAUCAACACAUCAUUCCCGAGGAAGAUGAGUGUCCGGUCUGCCAUAGGGAGCUUCCAUCACGAACCCUUCCCAACUUCGAGACCCUGCGUGAAUCCCACAUAA